AUGCGUGGUGUUUUCCGCUUCAUUUUGAAGCGCCGUCGCUGUGCGAUUGCAUCCCUCGUUCUCGUCUCCGCCGUCGGGGCCGUUUCAAUCGACGAAGGGGGCAGCAUCGAAUCCCAGGUCCUCGCGUUUUCAACGGAGAUUCGCGAUCGGCUGUUGUUGACAACAACGAACGAAGACGAAAACGAACGCGAUGAAGAUGACAUCGUGGCGGGACAACCACGACGAGGAGGUUCACCAGCCAACCGGAUGAAAAAUCGACACCUGACCGAAGCCUCCCUCGAGUUUCUCCUCUCCUACUGCCACGAGCCUUUGCAAGGCCCCGGACUCCCGGAGGAUUUCUCCUCCCGGUUUUCGCAGUGGCAACCGCGGUACAUGCGGGAUUCGUUGAAAUGGGCCCGGCAUUUCGAAUCUCUGUUCCACGACAACAAUUUGUACGCGCAGGUGCACAAGUGCCCGGGUUUGGUGCUGGACCUGAUGAUGAACACGGUUUUGCAGCAAGAUCACGACAUCAACCGCAAUGCGGCGCAAUACCGCUAUCAGACCAUCAUAGACACGUCGAGGAGCUUGGUCAAGAUGGGCGCGCAGGCGGCGGCGGGGCUGGUCAGGAAUUUGAAGCAAGAACUUCAGGAGCGGGGAGCAGACGAGGACAGUGCGGCUCUUGCUGAAAAUAACGCAAUUCAGAUUCUGGAAACCUCGCUGGCGUCCCUUGCAGCAGAGCUGCAGCGACCAGUCACGGAGUUUAGUAUUCUUGAAGUAGAGAAUGAGAACGCAGAGGGCACAAGAAAGGCGCAAAGAAAAGACGACCGCGAGGACGAAGAACCUCUCCACGUCCAAAUAGAGCGUCUGACGAGCGGGUGGCUUGCGAAGACUAUCCGGGAGAAGUGGCGCGGCAUGGACAUUGCCAGGACGUAUCCUACCCUGCUUGGAAUAGAAAGCUUUCCCAGCCAACGACAGCAAGUGGGGGCAGAGAGGACUGGUUCUUCUUCUUCGGCGAGGACCACCCAAGUGACGCAAAAAUCCUCCUGUCUGGGACAGAAAUUCUUUGUUUACCCGCUGCACCAGAUCUUCAGUACUCUCUCCGUUCUGAAAUGCGCGUUCACGCAGUGGGGCACGGAAGUGCUGUUCCAUCGCUAUCUCGAGGAGUCUAUGAAUUGCAAAAGUAUCGUACUCGUAUAAAUGCAUUACAAAUUUCCUCAGCAUGAGAAAUAAAAUCUGUAAUGCAGAUUUGCCUUGGGGACAAGAUUUGUAAUGCAGGACUUGCAUUUAUACGAGUACGAUACUUUUGCACAGGAUAGAGUCGGAGUGUCGCGUCUCAGACCCGGACCUCGCAGACUGGUUUUUCGUGCCCAUGUACUCGACCUGUUUGUUAUCAAAAGGAAAAAUCCCCCCUCCCCAUAUCGAAAACGAAAUUUGUGUUGCUGUAUUUAAGUACACAAAUCACAUUUGUCUUGCAGUAAAGGACUGCACGCAGAUCGUAAGCCUAAGGAGUGGCCUCUUGGUGUAGGGGCCUAGCAUGGCAAACGUCUGCACUAUAGGCCUUGCAGCAUUACAAAUCGCCCGCAUAUCGUGGCGGAGUCGCUGAGUUUGCCCUCUUGCACGAGAGACAGGAUUUGUGGCCACAAAUCAGCAUCACAAAUUUUUAGAAACAUACCUUUUCAGUAUGGGGAGGGGGGAUUUUUCCUUUUGAUAUUUGUACGCCCCACUAUGGCCCGAGCACGAGAAGAGGUUGGAAGCGGACGCAGACUACGCAAAACAGAGCGAAGAAGAAGCGCAGCAAUGUGUCCUGGACGAGAUUCGCGUGCGCGCAAGCACCGUACCCUCCUUGUCGUGGGCAGAUUCCGAGAAGCGGGAGAAGAUGGAACAGUGUGUUUUGCAAGAAGAGGGGUUUGGUACAACCAAGUCCACCUUGAAGAUGCCAACAUCAGAAACAGUGGUUGAGGCUGCAGGUGGGUCCAGUCAAGAGUUCGAAACAGAAAGCGCCACCGAAUUCACGGAGCUUGUAGUUAAAGAUACCGGUAGUGCGUGGGCAGCUGCACAAGAACCGUCGAGUUCUUCUGAGAAAGACCAACAUGGCGAGGACGUAAACCUGGACGGCUUGGGGUGGGACAGCGAGCAGAUCGCUGGGUCGCUGUACGACGGAGAUGUUCAUUUUGAAGAGCAGGCGGCAACUGUCAUGUCUUCAACAGCUGCAAGAGCAGCCCAAUCACCUCCAAAAGAACCCUUGGUCUCAACUGCUGCAACAGCCACGCCAACAGCUCCUGAGAUGUUGCAAGUCUCACGAACAACAGAUACUGCUUCUCUUGAAGAUGCUGAACAGAGGAAAGUGACGUCUAACGCCACCUGCGGCUACCACGACUUGGACAACAUUGCCAACCGGGAAAUUUUCCAGCCCGCCAUCCGCGACCAACUGUUUUUCAACUCAAAACACUACAACCGGAACCGCGGCACGGACCACAUUUUUCUCUUCGCGGACGGACAAGGGCCGCGGUUGUUUGCGAACUUUCAGUUGCUGCAAAACUCGAUUUUCCUCUCGGUCGAAGCUACUUGUCCCACCUGGGGAAUCCGUCCGCACCUGCACAACGAGAUGGACGUGUAUGACUGCUUACAAACCACCUACAAGGACAUCGUGAUCCCCGGGCUAGUCACCUACGACCGGUCGGUUGGUUUGGCGAAAACCAAUUUUCCGUCCGAGCAGCGCGACGCUUUGGUCAUCUUCCACGGCCGACACCCGGAGAAAGCGCUGUCGCACCGGAUGGCGAAGGUGCGGGGACACGUUUUGGACUUCUUCGAAAACCUUCCGGACGCCGACGUCUCCUCGGGCUUCGUAGAGAACUAUUUCGAGCGGAAGGGGAGCGCGCACUUUUGUUUGAUCCCGGGCGGGAGCUCACCCUGGACCGUACAUUUAUACGAAAGCUUCUUCGCCGGCUGCAUCCCGGUGAUCUUAUCGGACGAGUACCAGGUGGCGUGGAAAACGGAGCUACCCUGGGAGGAGUUCUCGGUGAAGUGGCCGGAGAAGCCAGAACUACUGCCGGACUUGUAUCGGUAUUUGAAAAAAAUUGUCGUAGAAAAGAAGCAUCUGAGAAUGAAAUCCGCAGUCGACCGCGUCCGUUGCUGGUUCGACUACUUCUCGGAGGAUCCGGACUGCAGCCCGUGGGCGAUGUUUCAGCGGAAACUGAAGAAGCGGCUGCUUGUGAGGAGGUUGGAGGAGGAGACGCCGGCUGUGGUGUUUGGCAGUGGGGGUGAGGAAGAUCAAGAUGCGCAUUAUUUGGAGGUUCAGCAAGAGCCGGAAGCAGUAGCAAGAGAAAGUCUACUUUCACUUCUUGGCCAACUGGUCGAGCAGGAGUCGAACCCGCAAGGUGGACAAAUCGCUAUUCCGACAGCAAGUACUCCUGCUCAUCGUCGUCCCGUUCGAUACUGGUCGACGGGAGGACAAAGUGGCCGUGGAGACGCUGGUGCAGGUGCGGCUGAAGACCAGUCGACCGUUUCUUCAACAUCUUUCGACUUCGUCCAUUACGACCGACACUCGCGGUAUCACACCACGGAUCAAGAGUUGAAUCUGGGACCGAAAAGGACUUUUGAUUUGUUGCAGCGACCGUGAGUAGGAGGAUGACUUAGCGUCUAUUGUGCGUGAGCUUCCCGUCAUCUAUUGUCGUGAACAUGCUAGGGAUUGUACUUCAU
This is a messenger RNA of Amoebophrya sp. A120, 3678 nucleotides long. The record is from the annotation of a GenBank genome assembly. Lineage: Eukaryota; Dinophyceae; Syndiniales; Amoebophryaceae.